Molecule: messenger RNA, 10387 nt
Organism: Limulus polyphemus (Atlantic horseshoe crab)
Lineage: Eukaryota; Metazoa; Arthropoda; Merostomata; Xiphosura; Limulidae
Product: pumilio homolog 2-like
Exons: 19
Coding region: 78-3446 (1122 amino acids)
Biological process (GO): post-transcriptional regulation of gene expression
Cellular component (GO): cytoplasm
Molecular function (GO): mRNA 3'-UTR binding
Source: RefSeq, a predicted model, not a curated record
GCCAUAGUAUUUUUGAGACGAUCCGCGCCAUGUUGUGACGGAAUAGAGAUAAGAAUUUCAUAUCUUUCACAUCACGUAUGAAUGACUUGGCUUGGGAAGACCCACCCAACACUAUGAUCCCGAACGGCCAGGCUGAAAUGAACAACGUGCCUACUGUACGACAAGGAGCAACACGUUCUCAAGACGAUGCAAUGGUUGGAUAUUUUUUUCAACGACCACAGACAGAUCCCACUUUUCAAAAUUUCAAUAAACAGUCAAGGUGGGCUCUUGGAGAUGACAGUGUAUUAGAGGUUCGUGCCAACGAUGGAACAGGAAUAGAAAACGAGUUCCAAGCCUUAGCACUAGAGACGUCACAUCCACCUCUAGAGAUCUCAUCAUCUAAGAAGUUACCAGUGUGGAGCUUGGAAGACAGCAGAGCCGAUGAUGGAAAAGGAUUCUUUGUUCCAGAACAGUGGCGAACUGCUGCCUGGAGCACUGGCCAGAACAGUGCGUCAAGUAGACCAGCUCUUUUUCCAUUAGAUCAUGCAGUGUCACAGCCCAUGAUAGUGCAGAGACGAAGUGGCUCAUACCCUGGCAGUGAUGCCAAUUCUGCUCUAUCUCCUCGAUCCUCAGACACGGGAGGCUUGGAGAUGAAAAUGGUUGAGUAUGUUUUAGGCAUAUCCCCAAACACUAAAGAUCUUGAUGCUCGAAUGGCUCACCUUCACAUGGCUAUGAAUUCUUCUGAUGGAGUUGACAAAGCGAAAAACAGUAAGCAUUUUGAGGGUGACUCCAAGAACAAGGAUGUUGAGCCUUGUGGGGUGUUACAUGCAAAUGGUAUUAUUCAGAAUGGAUUAGAUGAUGAUAAAACUUUUAAUCGUACACCAGGAACUCGUCAAGCCUCUCCUAGUGAGGAGCACCAUCACUCUAUUAAUGACAUUACAAAACUCCAGAAGCAGACUGUGGACCAGCUUGUCCCCCAUCAUGCUACGGUUAGCAUUCAUCAAGGGACAAACUCCUUGGGAGAACUUGGAGGUGGUUUUGAGCAUGUAGGAAUUGGAUCGCUGCCAUUUGAUUAUCCAUCAAACUUAAUGCAAUCCAUGGAAUCCUCUAAUAUUAUGGAAUAUGACAUGCAGAGAAAUGAUCUUCUUUCCCAGGCAUACCAACAGAGAAAUCAGGCAACAUCGCAGGGGCAGUCUUUACCAAUGAUGACCCAACAACAAUUUCCUGUCCCUUCUCAACAGCAGCAACCACAGAGCCAAAGCAUGGGGAAUGUUCCCCCUCCAGGUGCUGCUGCAGCAUUUGCUUCAAACCCCUAUUUAAUGAAUCAAGAUCCAUUUGCCAUGGGAACAGUAAUGCCGGGCCCUGCCAUGAUGCCUCAGUAUUAUGGAAUGCCUUCAUGGGGCAUGAUCCCCACCCCAGGACUGAUCCAGAGUAAUCAAGGCCAGCCUCAAGGUCCUCCUGUUCAACAGCAAAUACUACAACGUGGAGGUGCUCGUCCCAUCACUCCUCAGGGUAAUGGGGAACCACUACCCCAAGGAGGGGGGAGCCUUCAAGGAUCGGGUGGUCAGUACCAGAUGCUAGCUCCUCCUUAUUAUGACCAGAACACAUCUCUUAUGAAUCCAGGAAAUGCAAGGGGUAUGGGUGCAGGACCAACUCUACGUCUUAUGCCAUCAGCUAUGUUGGUGAACCCAGCAGCUGGACCAGCACAUAAUCCUGGUCAACUCCAAAACCCUGCAAUUAGUCUAUUUUCCACAAAUAAUUCAAAUGCAGGGAGUAACUCUCUCGGCACCUCUACAGCCAAUGCUACUUUAGGAUACAAUCAGCAGAAUGCCAUGUCAGCUAAUGGUGGAAAUCAGCUAGGGUUUUCGUCAGGUCUUGGCUUAGGUCUAGGACAAACUCCCAACAGUCUAAACUAUGGAACAACACCUCUUGGGCCAAUUGGAUCUGCAGGAGUUGGAGGAUUGGGAUCUGGUUUAGGAAAUGUUGGUGGAUCUCCGCGGAGAGAUAUGUUCGAUCACCGAGAUACUCUCGGUGCCGGACCGGUUCCGGGCAUCUCGGCUAGUCUUGAGAGCCAGUACUCCCGACACAUGGCACCACCACCACCAAAAUCUACUCAGUUCUAUGGUGCUUUGGGGACUGUGACUGCUUCACCAGGUCCAGUUGGCAUGCUUCCUCCAAGUCAGAGCCUAACACCACCACCAUCUUUCAAUAACAAUUCUGCAACAUUAAAUUUAGGUGUUCUUGGAGGGCGCAUGUUGUCAGCGGCCCCAGGAGCAGAAGCGAAAUAUUUAGUUAGAAGCAGGCCAUUGAACAACAAUGGGUUAAGCUCCACAAAUACCCUUUUUCCAAACCGUUCAUUUCAGCGCAAUUCAAAUAUAGAAAAGCCUACAGGACGAAGUCGUCUGCUUGAGGAUUUCAGAAAUAACCGUUAUCCAAAUCUUCAGUUGAGAGACUUAGCCAAUCACAUUGUAGAAUUUUCUCAAGAUCAGCAUGGAUCCAGGUUCAUUCAGCAAAAACUAGAACGAACAACUCCAGCCGAAAAACAGAUGGUGUUUAAUGAAAUAUUAGGUGCAGCAUAUAGUCUGAUGACAGAUGUGUUCGGAAAUUAUGUUAUCCAGAAGUUUUUUGAGUUUGGUACUUCAGAACAGAAACAGGCACUAGCACUAAAAGUAAAGGGUCACGUUUUACCUUUGGCACUACAGAUGUACGGUUGCCGUGUUAUACAGAAGGCUUUGGAAUCUAUUCCUCCUGAACAACAGAGGGAGGUGGUUAAAGAAUUAGAUGGGCAUGUCUUGAAAUGUGUGAAGGACCAAAAUGGGAACCAUGUUGUUCAGAAAUGUAUCGAGUGUGUAGACCCACAUGCUCUUCAAUUCAUCAUCAAUGCCUUCCAAGGACAGGUGUUCUCUCUCUCCACCCAUCCUUACGGCUGCAGGGUGAUUCAGAGGAUCCUGGAGCAUUGUACAUCACAACAAACCAUGCUUAUUUUGGAAGAGCUUCACCAACACACCGAACAAUUAGUUCAGGACCAGUAUGGAAACUACGUUAUCCAACACGUCUUGGAGCAUGGCUGUCCUGAAGAUAAGAGCAAGAUUGUGUCCAUGGUUCGUGGCAAGGUUCUUGAACUUGCUCAACAUAAGUUUGCAAGUAAUGUGGUGGAGAAGUGUGUCUCAUACUCUUCAAGAGCAGAGAAGGCGUGUCUUAUUGAAGAAGUGUGCACUACUAAUGAUGGCCCCUAUAGUGCCUUACACUCAAUGAUGAAGGAUCAGUAUGCUAAUUACGUGAUACAGAAGAUGAUCGAAGUAGCAGAGCCAGCUCAACGUAAGCUGUUGCUCCACAAAAUCCGUCCCCACAUCCCAGCACUCCGAAAAUAUGUUUAUGGGAAACAUAUUCUAGCCAAGCUGGAGAAGUACUUGAUGAAGAACAGUGAUCUUGGACCCAUUGGUCCACCACCAAAUGGAACCAUAUAAAAUGACAUAUAACAUUGAUACUGAAUACAUAUUUCAGUCAACUUAACUCCUUCCCUCACCUGAACAUUUUAUAGCAUUUUUCUUUUACUUUAAUUCCCCCUCCUUCCCUUUUUAAGUUAAGAAUAUCAUAACACUGUUAGAUUUUUUAACUUUGAAAUUUUAAAAGUUGUUUUAACAGCAAUCUGAAGUAUAACAUAUAUUCACACACACAUAUAGUAGGUCUCUGUCAAGGAGGGGCCAAAUACCACCAGUUCUUUGCAAGGUGUUGCGCAUUUGUAUAUGCCAUUGAGAUGCAUUUUAGAGUAUACAUUGACAUUGGUACAUUUGAAAGCAUCAAAGCAUUUACUAUAAAAAAUGUAAUAAAAUAUAAUUCAUUGUAAGUUUGUAAAAUCUAAAUUUAUAUACACGAGUUAACUUUAAUUCCUUGUCUAGAAAAAAAAAAUGUGUAUAUCAUUUAUACAGUGUAUCAGUAUAUGUAAUAUUAUUGUGAGAUAAGAAGUGGACAAAUGAGAGGUUUUUACUGAGUACUCUGUUACUGCUAACCAGUGGUCAAGUUUUUUCUCAGGUAUUCUAUCAAAACUUUUUUAAUUGGUAAAAAAAAAAAGAAUUUCAUACUUGAUUUUUCUAUUAAAAAAAUUUUCCUCCAAUCAGUUUAACCUUUUUUUUUUCUGAUAGAUUUGUUUAAAUUAAACCAGUGUACCAACCAUCUCGGAAACUCUCGUGUGAUUUAAUAAAAGUUGUUAGUGUUAAAGUAAGGGUUAGAUGUUUGUGUAUUUGAUUUGAUGAACAGUUUGUUUUCUUGCUGGUAUUCUCAAGAUAGAGAAUGUAUCUAAUUCUUAUAACAACACACUGUCCAGGUCAAUUUUUAUGGAUGGAAGUAGUCCAUAAACAGCAUGUAGUCUUUUAUGACCACUUAGAAUGAUGUGAUGUUUUUGUUUUAAUUAUAUAUGUAUUGUUGGCCAAUCUGAAGUAACAAUAGUAAAUCCUUUCUUUGGCCUUCAUGAGUCAUUUUCUUCAAUACAGUGGCAAGAGAUGAAUUUAAAUAAUACAUGGAAAGUUGACAGUGAAAGAAAAUUUUGAAUUUGCUCAUGACUAUUUGCUUGAAAUUUUUGACAAUGUUUGUGGGUGCCAGAAUCAGAAGAAUUGGAUGGUUUUUUUUUGACGUAAGUCAUGAAAUUUAAAAACUACGUUACCACCAAUAGUUCCCAUUUGUUUGUGAAUAACAUUGGUAAUACUUAGGAGGUUGAACUUGCUGUUUUGAAAAUAAGUCUGAACAUGUAUUAAACAAGAGAACUUGUCUUGUUAUAAACUCCAACUUUCUGAAAAUAUUUUAUUAUUGUUUUGCUUGGAGAAUUUGUGUUUGACAUUCUUUGCGUGUUCUGGCCCCACGAUAUUUAUCAAAGAGCUUGCUGUGCAGUAGUAGAUUGAAAUAAAAUAGCAAGAAUUGUAUCAUUGUAGUUAGGUGUUUUUAGCUGGUUUUGUACACAGUGUAACCUAUAUUUUGUACUUUUUUAACUUUGUAGUUAACCUUGUGUAUUAUUGGUUGUACAUGUUUGUGCGUAUAAGUUUUACUAUAAGUGUAACUGUGAUGUUUUGCAGAGAUUUUCUUAGAUGUCUUAAAAGUUCAAAUCUUUACUGUAACAGAAACUUGGGGGUGUGUUUUUGUUUUCUUUUAAGACUACAACAGCAUGAGACAGAACCUUCCUAUGUCUUGUUUUAGUUGAUAAAUUAGGCUAGUGGGAUAUUACUCCUUAAUGUAUAACCAAACUGGCUUUUUUUGCUAGGUUCAGUCUGAGAAGUACUCAUUCUUGAAAGAUUUUAUUGGUUCUUUUCAAUAUUCUGAACAAGAGUAUAUAUCUGUUGUUGUCAAUGCACAUGUCUGAACAUUUUUCAGCUGUUGGAUUUUCAAAUAUUAUUUGAACUGUUCAGACAAAAAAUGUCUAAACCAAUGAAGUUACUGAUGGAUUUAAACUUAGAUAAUGAAAUUAUCUAUUUAGAUUUUCUAACGAUUUAAAUGUCCAGCCAAUCCUGGUCUUUUUUUUUUAAGAAAAUUUUUAAUGCCAAUUUUUUUUAAAUGCUGAUGAAAGCUCAUUGUAUUUCUGAAUAAAAUUUUGUUUCUUUCGUUUGUCAAUUACAAAAUGACAGUGCAUGCUAUUUUCAUUGCUCUUAAAAGCAAAUUUAAAAUAAUUUUGCUUUAAAUAUAAGCCAUAAAACAAUUUUUGCAAAGUGUUGUUUUAAAGAAUUGGGGCAGUUUUUCAGAUAAUAAUGGAAAAACAGACAUUGUUAUAGAGAAACUAUGACUGUCAUGACAGAUUAAAGCAGUACUCAUUCUAAAUUGAAUUUUGGUGAUGGUACCAUUUUUACCACAUUAUACAAAAAAGAAUUGUUUUAGCUUUAUGUGAAAUUGUAUUAUAAUACAUUUUAUGUCUAGAUAUGAAUAAUUAGAAGUUAUUGUACAAACAAUAAUAUAAAAAGUGUAACUAUAGCUUUUUUCACAGUUAAGUUUUUUUUUAUCAUCAAGCUUUUUUCACAGUUAAGUUUUUUCUGUCAUCAACGUGUUAAAGUAAAGUAAGUGGGUUUUAGUUUUGUCUGUUGUGAAGUAAGUAAUAGAUGUUUUAAAAAACUAUUUUUGUCAUUGUUUGUGUACAGUUAAAAUAACAGAAAAGUAAUCUGGUUUUUUCCAGUGAAUGUUGAACAAAGCUGAAAAGGGGAAAUUUUUAUAACUUGAUUUUUUAUUUAAAAGAAUUGUGGAAAGUAUUUGUCACUUAGUUUAAAAACUGUAUAUAGAUGUUCAUAUCGCAUUGCCAUCUAAUAGUUCAAGUCUGAGUAUCAUUUAGAAUAGUGAAAUAACUGUAAUGGAACAACAAACAGUGCUUCCUUAAGGCAGUGUUGUAUAGCUGUAAAUUUGUAAAUUUCAAGAGCUAAUUAGUAGUUAACAGGUAUCAUGAGUUUGCCUUGCCAGACACACACACACACACACACACACACAAAUUCAUUGAAAAUGUACAUUGGGUUCUAACCUCAGAUUUUCUCACGCUGGUGCUGCUUGUGAUUGAACUACUUCGUACAGCAGUAAGCUUAAAUUAAUUUUAAUUCCAUUGUCAUGAAAUCUUCUACCAGGACUUCAUUUCUUCUGAUAGAAAACAUUCACAUUUUAUACAUUAUAGUCAAAAAUUGUCGGCUGUCUGAAGACGUUUUGGUCUAGCACCUUCAUUUGUUCACUCAAAGGUUUUUUUUUCAUAGUUAUUAUUCUUGUCUAAUAUAUGUACUUGUCCGUGUACAGGCCUUAUUUACCUAACAUGUACACUGUUGAGACUCCCAUAUCAACAUAUCUAUAUAGGCCUAAUCUGUGUUUAAAGAACUUUUGAAGCCCUAAGUAAAUGGAAAAACUGCUUUUUAGAUAUUAGGUGCAUCCCGUGUAAUGCUAAACUUGUUUUUAUCAUAAACAAUUGAAAUUCAUCUUUUGUUGUUGUUGUGUAGUGAAAAGCUAACAAAAGAAAUAAUAUUCAAUAUUUAUAAUUCAGCCGUUUCUCUGUUAUAGAUAUAUUUUUUUGAUAACCUUAAAAUCUUCCCACAAGGAUGUAUGUGUAUACAAGUAUUUGCCACGUUUUCUAGCUUAUGCAUGCCUUUAUAGCAAGGAAUAGCAAUAGUUUCAAUAUCAAGGCUUUUAACAGGUUUUUUUUUACCAAAACAUUUUUUAAAAAAUCACAUUAGUAACUUCUUCCUUGGUAAGACUUCUUCAGUGUUAGUAGAUUUUUAUAUUUGCAUGUAUUUAAAUGUAAUCAUAGAUAUUUUUUUUUGUUGUAAAAUCUUUGUCCAUCAUUUAUAAUGUGUGUUAUAAUUUUAACAUAGGUUUGUGUUUGAAGUUUUCAAAAAUGAAAAUUGUUAUAAAAUAGGACAAGUGCUUGGCCAUGUGUUUAUAAAGUAGAUAGUUUGUAAAGCAAUUUUCUUAUGUUUUAUUAUAUGCUUGUUUUUGUGGUAGAUUACUUUCGUAUGCAGGUCAACAUAUAGGUGGCAGCAGUAUUUCUUGUAUUCUUAUAAAAAUUGAUGUUUAGGCUUAGCAGGAUUAUUCUUAAAUACUAAGCAUUAAUGUUAAGUUUCAUUAUAAAGUUUGACAUUGUAGUGAUAGUUAAAGCACAAGCUAUUAUUUAGUUUUUUUACAUUCAUUAUAAGUAAUAGAGAAUGUUUUUAGACAUCUUGACAGACUUGAAAGUGAUUGGUAAAGCAUUUAUACAAAAAAAAAGUGAAUAUAAAAUAAUGAAUUAUUGCCUUUCAUAUUUAAAAAACUUAGAAAUAUGAAAGUACGUUUCUGAAACAAAGUCUUGUGUAUAUAUGGCAUACAAUUUUUUCGUACAUGAUCAUAUUAGGAAUAGCAAUCUGUAGUCUGUGCCCUGUAAAAAGUUUAGUUUUAAUAACAAUUCAGAAGAAACUACCUUAAAAGGUCAGACGAAGUUAUAAAUUAAAAUGAAAUACGUGAUUUUAACCUUGAAAAUUUUUCUCAUUAUUCUAAUGAUAUGAAAAGUACUUAGGUUUUGUUUUGUACUUAAAACCUUUGUUCAUUUAACUUCAUGGAAUAAUCCUGCAAAGUUUUACAGAAAAAAAACUUAACGUAACUUGAAAGUUUGAUAUAAUUAUGGAUAUUUUACUAUUAUCUUGAGGUUCUAGGAUCUGCUUAAAAACCAGUAAAUGUAUAUGUAACUAUUUCUCUGGCUAAAAACAUUUCACUAAAAUGGCUGAUUAGAAAAUGCAUUAAAUGGUUAAAAAUGCAAGUCGUGUACGCUUUCACCAAAAUAAUUUCCCAGGUGUUUAAUUAAUUAGAAUACCACAUUUUUUAACUAUUUAAUACAUAUAUAAUCGGCUGUUUUGUUUAAAAAAUGUUUAACUACAUUCUUUCUUUUCUACUAACCAAAAAUUCUACUUUGAUUUUGAGCUUAUGUAAACAUGAUAAGCAAAUUGUAGUAUAUCGGCUACCAUGCAUAGAAAAUGUUCAGUGUUUUAUAUCAACUAUUACAAUAAAACAUAUUUAUUACUUUUAUAUGAUUUCACUGCUGGAAAUACUAAUUUCUUUUCAUGCUGUGCAUGUUUCCUAGGUAACUUCCUGGUUACAUAUUUCCUAGGUAACUUUACCUGGUUGCAUAUUUCCUUGGUAACUAUCUGAUUGCAUGUUUUUAGGUUAUUUUACCUGGUUGCAUAUUUCUUAGAUAACUUUACCUCGUUGCAUAUUUCUUAGGUAAUUUUAUCUGGUUUCAUAUUUAUCAGGUAACUAUCUGGUUGUAUGUUUCAGGUGACUUUACCUGGUUGCAUAUUUCUUAAGUAACUUUAUCUGGUUGUAUGUUUCAGGUAACUUUAUCUGGUUUCAUAUUUCUCAGGUAACUAUCUGGUUGUAUGUUUCAGGUAACUUUAUCUGGUUUCAUAUUUCUCAGGUAACUAUCUGGUUGUAUGUUUCAGGUAACUUUAUCUGGUUUCAUAUUUCUCAGGUAACUAUCUGGUUGUAUGUUUCAGGUAACUUUAUCUGGUUGUAUGUUUCAGGUAACUUUAUCUGGUUUCAUAUUUCUCAGGUAACUAUCUGGUUUAUGUUUCAAGUGACUUUACCUGGUUGCAUAUUUCUUAGGUAACUUUAUCUGGUUGUAUGUUUCAGGUGAUUUUACCUGGUUGCAUAUUUCUUAGGUAACUUUAUCUGGUUGUAUAUUUCAAGUGAUUUUACCUGGUUUCAUUUUUCCUAGAUAACUUUACUUGGUUGCAUAUUUUUAUGUUAGUUUCCUAAAUAAUUACCCAUGUGCAUCCUUCUUUCUGUCAAAAUUUACGUGAUUCUUGUUUUCAACGUGACUUUACCUGGUUACGUGUUUCCUAGGUGACUUUACAUGAUAGCAUUUAAAAAACUUUGAGUGAUCCAGUUUCCAUAACUACUUGGUUGCUGGCCAGUGCGACUUGAUCAGUAUCAGUGUGAUCUAUACGCAUGUUCUUGUUUAGCCUAUUGUCAACUGGUGCUCAUACUAACCCUGGGUUUUUAAUUUAUCGUGUACAGAAUGUAAACUAUGUAUACAUCAGAAGCAUCUACUGUUCUUAAUUGUACAAAAAAAAAGAAUAGAAUUUGAAAUUAAAUAUUGUGCAAAUUGUUGAAUAGUUCUUGGAAACUUGUAUGUGUGUAUCUCAUAGUUUUGUAACAUAGAAUUUGUGUGUUGUUAAAAGGACUUACCUUUCAGCCAUCACCAGCAUGGCUUUAUGUGAAUAGUAAAUGAGACCUUUUUUUUUGUAUCAAAGGGAGGCCUUUUUUAAAGUAUACUUCAGUAAAUAGAGCAACUAAUCGGAAUUUUCUAAUGUAAGAAUUGUAAUUAACUUUGCAAAAACAUUAUAAAAAUUAUGAUGAAAAGGUCAAAAUGUAUAGAAGGAAAUUAUGGAGUAUGAACACUGUCAAAAUAUAAGAUUAAGUUAACUACGUUUAAUUGUGAAAGUUAUCAUUGUAUGUAAACUGACUUUAUGAAAAUUUUCUUGGAUAAGAAAAAUAAUAGUUUCAUUAAAACUAAAAAGUUUAUAAAACAAAAAUACACAAAGCUUUACUACUGCAUCUUUUAUAACAAUUUAUGUGGUCUUGAAACAUUAAUAUUGUUAGAUUUUUGUAUUGAAACAUCAGUGUAAGAUAUAAGUGGAAUUUUUCUUUUAUAAACUUGUGACACAGUUUCAUCAGUAUUGUUUGUGUUUGAAUUUGCUAAGGAAAUUACUAAUGUACUUUGAUAUGUUAUGUACUGCAUAUGAUCAUCAGCAUUUUCCCAGGGUUAGUGUGAGACCUUAAGUCAGUUUUUAAACCUUGUUUUGUAUAAUUGGGUAUGAAUGAAACAUUUUGUCAGGUUUGUACUGUUAGGAAGCAGUGUACUCGAUGUACGAUAUUUGCCUUGUAUUCUGUACUUUUUAGGGUGAAAAUAAGACUUGUUUUGCAGUCGUCA